CAUGCAUGCAUGUAUGUAUGUACAUCAACAAAUCAUAUUAAGCUGCCUGGAAGCUAUAAAUGAUAGCAUAAAAUAUUUUGGGUUAAAAAAGCUGAGUUAGGAAAAUAGUCGAAAGCUACCAAUCUAACUAGGAAUGUUAAAAAUGGCAAAUUAGAUUAUGUAGUCCUAGGUAAUGUUUGCCUAAACAUAGAUCUGGAUCGCCUUUUGACCACAAGUCUGUUCAAUCAGAGCUAAACAACAGCCCCGAAUUUGGACAAAAUUAAAAUGAGGAAAUGUAUUUAUUCGAAACCAGUUUUCAUUGACACCGUAUUUUUCUGGUUUGCUAUGUCACCACCGAUUCCAGGUCCAUUUUCUCAAUUAUGUCUUCAUAUUGUGAGUUAAAAAACAGACGAUUUAUAAUCAGAUGUAUGAUCUUUGGUUUAUCUAUAUGCAUAGGAUCAUCUCUUUUAGGUCUGACUAUUUUCCUCAAUGAAAAUACUUCUAUUGAUGAACGGAAAUUAAGCUUGUUAACUGACUGCCAGCAGAAGUUGAAAGACAGAGAUGAUUAUAUUUUCGCUCUUAAAACUGUACAUAAGCCAUUGAAACAAAAUAGACAGAAAGAAAUGAUCACAAUUUUUGCUAUCACUCCCACUUACUCACGUUUAGUGCAGAAAGCUGAGCUCACAAGACUUUCACAAACAUUUUUACAUAUCCCCAAUUUCCAUUGGAUUAUAGUAGAAGAUUCUUCUACAAAAACUACUUUGGUGACCAAUUUUUUGAAAGAAAGCAACUUAAAUUAUACACAUUUAAAUAUAAAAACACCUGACAAUUAUAAACUGAAACCAACAGACCCUAACUGGUUAAAACCUCGUGGGGUGCUUCAACGAAACCUUGCCCUUAAUUGGCUUCGGGAAAAUAUUGACAUUAACACACAGAAAGGAGUUCUUUAUUUUGCAGAUGAUGAUAAUACAUAUUCCUUGAAAGUCUUUGAAGAGAUGCGUGAUACUAAAGUGGUGUCAGUUUGGCCUGUAGGCUUGGUGGGUGGUCUUCGAUAUGAGAAACCCAUAAUUGAAAAUGGUAAGGUUGUUGGUUGGUUUACACACUGGGAACCAAAACGACCAUUUGCAAUGGAUAUGGCUGGGUUUGCUAUAAAUUUGGAAAGGAUAUUUCAUUAUAAAAACGCACUGUUUACAUACAAAGUACCUCGAGGUUAUCAAGAAUCUGUUUUGCUUAAACAUCUAGGAGUGACUAUUUCAGACCUUGAACCAAAAGCUGACCUAUGUACUAAGAUUUUGGUUUGGCAUACCCAAACAGUGAGACCAAAACUGAAGAAUGAAAUUGAAAUGAAAAAGAAAACUGGUCAUGGUUCAGAUAUCAACAUUGAGCUUUAACAAAACAAAUUUUUUUAUUUUUUAAUAAAAUAUUUAAGAAAAUAAAAUGUUUGUCUGGUUUUA
Octopus sinensis (East Asian common octopus) is the source of this 1433-nucleotide messenger RNA. Its product is annotated as galactosylgalactosylxylosylprotein 3-beta-glucuronosyltransferase 1. The record is from RefSeq and is a predicted model, not a curated record. The coding region runs from base 360 to 1370 and encodes 336 amino acids. Gene Ontology annotation, cellular component: Golgi membrane. Gene Ontology annotation, biological process: chondroitin sulfate proteoglycan biosynthetic process; carbohydrate metabolic process. The transcript has 6 exons. Gene Ontology annotation, molecular function: galactosylgalactosylxylosylprotein 3-beta-glucuronosyltransferase activity. NCBI's taxonomy places the organism in Eukaryota, Metazoa, Mollusca, Cephalopoda, Octopoda, Octopodidae.